AUGGAGGAAUCCCGUUUGAGACUCCAGAUCCAACUUUUGAGAGAUGAAUUAAACAAGAUGACGACUUUAGCACAAAGAUGCAUUGGGAGCCAAAUAACACCUCUUGACCUAUCAAACUCGGCUCUGAUUGGACAAGGUCAUAGUAACUACCACAACUCGAUUGGAAAGUUACAUUUUCUCGAUCUAGCUGAGAAAGCAAUGAAUGAAUUGAACAUUUUAGUUAAUGUAAACGAUCCUCUAUGGAUAGAAAUCGUAGGCGAAGGAGGAGGAGUUAUGGAAUCUCUAAACCUCGGAGAGUACGUCAAGCUGUUCGCUCCUUGUUUAGAAAUUAAACCCGACAACAAUUCUACCCAUUAUGCCACCAGGGCAUCUGGCAUUAUUGCCGCCAGCAGCUCCACGAUCCUCAGGGCAUUGAUGGAUGAAAAUCAAUGGUCAUAUUUAUUUCAAACUAUAAUUGGUACGAGUGCACUUAUAGACAUAAUUCAAGAAGACAAUGGAACAAACUUGAAAAUGAUGUACGCUGAGCUGCAAGCACUAUCGUCUUUGAUUCCUGUUCGGAAAGUAAAAUUUAUUCGAUUUAGCAGACAGGUUGCAGAGGGAGUAUGGGGAAUGGUGGAUGUAUCUGUUGAAAAUUCCCAUGAUAUUUCGGAAACAAACCCAAUUAUAAAUUGUAGGAGGUUCCCUUCUGGAUGUAUUGUGCAAGAUAUGCCCAAUGGUGGCUCCAAGGUAACUUGGGUGGAGCAUUUGGACUUUGAAGAGAACGAGUUCAAUCAUCCAUUAGGAGUCAUGUGUUGCAGUUCGUCUUUUGGUGCUCAAAGGUGGCUUGGUUCACUUAAGAGACAAUGCCUAUGCUUGGCGAUUAUAACGUCUCCUCAUGAUCGAAUUAGCGGGAUGGUUAAUCAGUCCAGGAAGAGAAGCAUGGCUAAUAUGGCUCAUAGAAUGGUGAGUAACUUUGGAUUCGGUGUAUGCUCGACUGUGUACCAAUGGCAGGUAGUCCAAGUAGGGGAAACAAUGGUGACUAUACGCAAUAAUAAUCCGGGUGAGCCAACCGGGGUGGUGCUGAGUGCCUCAAAGUCGUUCUGCAUGCCCAUUUCCCAUCAAUCUCUGUUUAAUUUCCUAAGCCACAAACAUACAAGGGAUGGUUAG
This is a messenger RNA of Impatiens glandulifera, 1146 nucleotides long. Its product is annotated as homeobox-leucine zipper protein HDG1-like. The record is from RefSeq and is a predicted model, not a curated record. The transcript is spliced from 5 exons. Gene Ontology annotation, molecular function: lipid binding. NCBI's taxonomy places the organism in Eukaryota, Viridiplantae, Streptophyta, Magnoliopsida, Ericales, Balsaminaceae. The coding region runs from base 1 to 1146 and encodes 381 amino acids.